AUGCCGUGCUGGAGCCCGAAUUUACCUUCACUGGACGUGUGGCUGGGGAGGUGUAACACAUUGUGUUUUGAUGUGUCCGUAGAGGACUCAUUGCGACGGGGGAUGUGCAAUUGGCCUUGUGAAUUGUGCAACAACCACAGUACGCGAGUAAAGCUGGCGGUGUUGUCAAUGACAUGGAGGAUGUGCUACGAAAUAUUUUUGGUUCAAUCUUGUUGGCUCUUCUGCAACCACAGGUACACUCCGAGGUGUGGUGCAGUUUCUUCAACAGCUGGCAUCCGUGGUGGUGGGUGUCAGCAGCAAUGCCGGCUUGCAGGAGAUGCAGAGAGUCAACAAUCUAAAGAGGCACUCUGUGGAAAGUGGCAUAGUGCCACAAGAUGUCUUUUUUAUUUAUCAUGUUUGGCGGAAUGUUUCAGCUGUUAA
Messenger RNA from Trypanosoma rangeli, 420 nucleotides. RefSeq lists its product as uncharacterized. Lineage: Eukaryota; Euglenozoa; Kinetoplastea; Trypanosomatida; Trypanosomatidae. The coding region runs from base 1 to 420 and encodes 139 amino acids. The transcript has a single exon. The record is from RefSeq and is a predicted model, not a curated record.